AUUCGCUCUUGUACACACUUUCAUUCUCUCUCUCUGAUUUUCUCAUUUUCUCUCUCUAUCCGGAAAAUUGAGCGUCCUUGUUUUCUUUAUCUAGAUAUGCUUGAGUAUUAACACUUUGUGCUGUCUUUAAAGCUUUUACUGAGAUCUACUCCUACUAGUACUACUUCUGCUCCUGUAAGGACGACUGAGAUUGAGAUUGGCAGAGAGGAAAAUUAAGAUUAAAAAGGAAAAAACUUUAGAAGGAUUGACAAUAAAGCUGGGACAAAGAGGAAGUGAGUCCUUUAAUUACGGUUUGUGGAUUAGAUUCACUAAAAGACCAGGGUUUCGGCUAUUCUCUGCAAUUCAAGUUGUUUAAAUAAAGUCUCGAAUGAACUAGAGUAAGCAUCAAAAUAUGUUGAGGAGAUGAAUAAAAAGUCAGUUGGUGCUUUAAAGUUACUGUACAACUGCGUUGAAGUGGGCUUGAUUGAGAGUAUCAGAUUGGUAUCUGAUGAUCACAGCUAGUGUCUACAAUUGUUGUGGUGACUGUUAUGAAGAAAAUCUAGUAGGUUUGGUCCGAGCAGCUGCGUUGCAACAGCCUGUGUACUCGCCCUAUUUGGUCAUCGCUGGAAUGCUUAUUUUUCUCUCUGAGGGAGAUGGACUAGCACAUCUUUUUAGGUGACUUAUUUUAAUUGGUCAUAAAAUUCACUGGUUUGUGUUCGUUGGAAGCACACUUAACAGACUUAUGAGUAACUUAGCUGGUUACUAAGGGAAGGUCCUGUUUUUUUGAGAGUGUUAGCCAAGUAUAUUAUAUUGUACGGGUUGUUUAAUGCUGGUUUAAGUAUCAGUAAAUAUGGAAACUUCUGUUCAUCGGUUAGCUCCUUUUGCUGUACCUGCUCUUCUGAUUUCUGUUGGAUAUGUUGAUCCUGGAAAGUGGGCGGCCACCGUUGAAGGUGGCGCUCGUCUUGGGUACGAUCUGUUAGCAUUGAUGCUUGUUUUUAAUUUGGCUGCUAUUUUAUGUCAGUACCUGUCGGCUCGGAUUGGUGUGGUUACUGGAAGGGAUCUUGCUCAGAUUUGCAGUGUCGAAUAUGACAAGUGGACAUGCUUAUUCUUAGGAGUGCAAACAGAGCUGUCAAUGAUAUUAUUGGACCUCACCAUGGUCUUGGGCAUCGCACAUGGGCUUAAUCAUCUGUUUGAGUGGGACUUGUUCACUUGUGUCUUUUUGACUGCCAUUGAUGCUGUUUUAUUUCCUCUUUUUUCUACCCUGCUGGAGAAUUGCAAGGUAAAAUUCUUGUGCAUAUAUGUAGCAGGCUUCAUAUUGCUUUCGUCAGUUCUUGGAGUACUUAUCAAUCAUCCGGAAAUGACUCUUUUCAUGAGUGUGCCUACAAAAUUAAGUGGGGAAAGUGCAUUUGCCGUAAUGAGUCUUCUUGGAUCAAGUAUAAUGCCUCACAAUUUUUACCUUCAUUCUUCUAUUGUACAGCAUCAUGGGCCGUCAAAUGUUUCUAAGGAUGCCUUGUGUCACAACCAUUUUUUUGCCAUACUAUGCAUCUUCAGUGGCAUUUAUGUGGUGAAUUAUGUGCUGAUGAACUCAGCUGCAAAUGUUUUCUACAGCACAGGCCUUGAUUUGCUUACCUUUCAUGAUGCGAUGUCACUAGUUGAACAGGUUCUUAGAGGUCCAAUAGCACCUAUUGCCUUUCUAUUGGUUCUGUUCGUCUCAAAUCAAAUCACAGCAUUGACUUGGAGUGUGGGUGGUCAAGCUGUGUUGCAUGAUUUCUUGAAGCUGGAGAUUCCGGGCUGGCUGCAUUGUGCUACAAUCAGAAUUAUUGCCGUAAUUCCAGCUCUUUAUUGCGUUUGGAGCUCAGGAGCUGAAGGGAUGUAUCAACUGCUUAUAUUCACUCAGGUUUUAGUAGCAUUGCUGCUUCCAUCUUCUGUGAUACCUCUAUUCAGGAUUGCGACAUCAAGACCAAUAAUGGGGCUCCACAAAAUUUCUCAGAUUUUUGAGUUUCUAUCCUUUGUAACAUUUAUUGGGAUGCUUGGCUUGAAGAUUGUUUUUGUUGUGGAAAUGGUGUUUGGGAAUAGCGAUUGGGUAGUUAAUUUGUGGAAUGUGGGUAGUAGUAUGUCAGCUUCCUAUGCUGUUCUCCUCAUCAUCGCUUGUGUAUCAUUUUGUUUGAUGCUCUGGCUGUUAGCUACACCAUUGAAAUCUGCUAGUGUUUUUGAUGCUCAGUUGUUGAACUGGGAUAUAAUGAAGGUUAAACCUGAUUCAUUUACAAACAAAGAGGAUAUUGACAUAACCAAGAGCAGAUAUCAUGGAGAGGCACAUAUUGAGAAACAAGAAUCCUCUCCAGUCUUAGGGAAGGCCUUAGAUAGUCAGUCUGAUAGAACUGGUGAGAGUUUUGAUUUUAAUUUACCUGAGUCUCUUAUGGACCCUGAUCAGGAUAUUCAAUUGAGCACUGUUGAGGAAAAUAGUUCUAUUAAUGCAUUUUCUAGCUCUUCAGUGUGCGAUACAAAGGAAUCUACACCAGUAGCAGAGACAGUUGCUGUCUCCACUGUAGUCAAUGAAGUGUCUAAUAUCACAUUAAUUAAGAACAGUGUAUUGAGAUCUGGUACAAAGGACCUGGUUGAAAAGAUUGUUGCAGUUGAAGUAGAUGUACAAGCUGAUAAAGACGAUGAUGAAGGAGACACUUGGGAGACUGAAGAAUUAUCCAAAGGGGUUCCGGGGACACCAUCUAUGCAAUCUGAGGGUCCAGGAUCAUUUAGGAGUCUCAGUGGAAAGAGUGAUGAUGGGGGAAAUGGUGCUGGGAGUCUUUCGAGACUUGCAGGAUUGGGCCGUGCUGCAAGGCGUCAGCUAGCUGCAGUACUUGAUGAGUUUUGGGGACAACUGUAUGAUUUUCAUGGGCAAGCAACUCCAGAUGCCAGGGCUAAAAAGCUGGAUGUGUUGUUUGGGAUUGAUAUUACAAAGGCUGCCUCUUCCUCCUUGAAAGUGGAUACCUCUACAAAAGACGUUUCUGGAUACUUUUCAUCUGUAGGAGGCAGAGGAUCUGAUCCUUUAAUUAACUCGAGUUUGUAUGACUCUCCCAAACAGCAGAGGGUGCAAAGCAAUUUAGAUUCACAAUAUGGGGGGGUUCAAAGGGGACAGUUCUCAUUGGGGGCCAGCCACACGCAGAUGCUGGAUAACUACGUGCAAAGUAGCCGUAAUGAUCUUGAUUUUAGUGAGAGACGAUAUUCAAGUGUGCGCAACCUACCAUCUUCUGAGAGUUGGGGAGACUAUCAACCAGCUACAGUACAUGGUUAUCAGAUUGCAUCUUAUGUCAAUCGAUUUGGAAAGGAAAGAAGUUCUGAUAACUUGAAUGGUCAAUUGCAGUCACCAGCCUUUAAAUCCUCUGCAAUUGGUUCUGGAAACUACAGGGAUUCAUUUUCAUUUGCCAUGGGGCAGAAGUUACAAAAUGGGUUAAGCACCAGUCAGGUCUCCAAUUUGCAGAAUCUACUGGCAUCUCGAAAUAGUUCACUGCAGACUGAACGCCCAUACUAUUCUCCUGGUAUUACUGGCACGGCUGAGAAUGUGGUAAGCUCAGCCAAUACAAAGAAAUAUCAUAGUUUGCCUGACAUUCAUCGGGAUCUGCAUGCGUCUGAUAAGAUUCCUCAGUGGCAGCAAAAUCCCAGUGGGUUUGGAUCAUCUCUUGGCAGAACGGGUUAUGAACAGUCCCAGUAUGCAACUUCUGGAUUGAGGACGGGAGCUCCUUUAGCAUUUGAUGAACUCUCUCCAUCAAAAGACUACAGAGAUGCUUUAUCAUCACCACUGAAUACUAGUUUUGAUACUAGUUCCCUCUGGUCUAGGCAGCCUUUUGAACAAUUUGGUGUAGCUGAUACUACUCGCACUGUCGAUAGUGGAGCUGGAAGUAGGAUGAGUACUGUAAAUCAGGAAGCUGCUUCCUUUGCAAAUGCAGAGGCUAAGCUUCUCCAGUCUUUCAGACAUUGCAUUGUAAAGCUUCUGAAACUGGAAGGUUCUGACUGGUUGUUCAGGCAGAAUGAUGGGGUUGAUGAGGAUCUUAUUGAUCGUGUGGCUGCAAGAGAGAAAUUUCUUUAUGAUGCUGAGACCAAAGAUACGAAUUGGGGGACUCACAUGGGUGAUCAUCAGUACUCAUCUCCAGAGAGGAAAUAUUCUUCUCUCAAGAACAUCGAUUCAAGUUACCCCCAUUCCACAUUAUCCUCUGUCCCACAUUGUGGGGAGGGUUGUGUUUGGAAAUCUGAUUUGAUAGUAAGCUUUGGGGUCUGGUGCAUCCAUCGAGUUCUUGAUCUCUCACUUAUGGAAAGUCGGCCAGAGCUAUGGGGAAAAUACACUUAUGUACUUAAUCGCCUUCAGGGGAUCGUUGAUGUGGCAUUUUCGAAGCCUCGAACACCAAUGACCCCUUGCUUCUGCCUCCACAUACCAGCAUCAGCACAGCAGAGGUUUAGCCCACCUGUCACGAAUGGAAUGUUGCCACCAGCUGCAAAACCUGCAAAGGGAAAAUGCACCACCGCAGCUGUGCUUCUAGACACAAUCAAGGAUGUGGAGAUUGCAAUCUCUUGUCGAAAAGGCCGAACAGGGACGGCAGCUGGUGAUGUGGCUUUCCCAAAGGGAAAAGAAAACCUUGCGUCUGUUCUCAAACGGUACAGACGUAGACUGUCAAACAAACCGAUCGGUGCUCCGGAGGGGUCUGGUUCGCGCAAGAUGUCAACAUCUGCUGUACCUUAUGUGUCAUAACUCAGAACUGUUCUGUUCACCUCUUGACUUGGGUCAAAAAUUGAGCUAUAUGAUUUUGGGAAAUAGCUCAUCUUCAAAUCUUGGACUCUAGAAUUGGAUAGAGUGGUCGGUGGUGGUUGUGUUCGGAAUAUCUCUCUCACUCUUCAUCUCAAUAUGUAUCAAAAGUCAACAACAGCUGCAAAAGUUUUAUUUGCAUGUAAUGUUAAUGUAUACAUAGGAUAAGAAUCACUGGACAUGUAAUUUGCAGCAGAAUUCAAAGGAAAACGGGUUAGGCAUAGGACAGGGUGGUGGAAAAAAGAAGAAAAAGAAAAGUUGAUAAUGCCAAUUUAUUAGUGUUGGUUGCGUAUGUGACUGUUCUCUACACUAACAUGACGGCAUAAAAAAAACCCCAGGCUUGGCUUUCUUGUGUUUCAAGUUUCAACACCAUGAACAUGCUACAAUUGUCAUUUUUUGUUUUGUCCCCA
Messenger RNA from Humulus lupulus (European hop), 5181 nucleotides. RefSeq names its product ethylene-insensitive protein 2.1. Gene Ontology annotation, cellular component: membrane. Lineage: Eukaryota; Viridiplantae; Streptophyta; Magnoliopsida; Rosales; Cannabaceae. Gene Ontology annotation, biological process: ethylene-activated signaling pathway; metal ion transport. The transcript has 8 exons. Gene Ontology annotation, molecular function: cadmium ion transmembrane transporter activity; manganese ion transmembrane transporter activity. The record is from RefSeq and is a predicted model, not a curated record. The coding region runs from base 830 to 4717 and encodes 1295 amino acids.